AUGGGUAAAAUUAAGAAGAAGGGUACCUCUGGCGCGGCCAAAAACUACAUCACUCGUACACAGGCCGUGCGCAAACUUCAGAUUUCCCUGCCUGAUUUCCGUCGACUUUGCAUUUUCAAGGGAAUUUACCCCCGUGAGCCUCGCAGCAAGAAGAAGGCUUCCAAGACAUCGACUCCAAACACAACUUUCUACUACACCAAGGAUAUCCAGUAUCUGCUCCACGAGCCGCUACUGAACAAGUUCCGUGACCAGAAGUCUGUUGCUAAGAAGAUCGCCCGUUCCCUGGGUCGUGGUGAAGUCAGCGACGCCUCGCGCUUGGAGAAGAACCACUCCCCCAAGCUCACUCUCGACCAUGUCAUCAAGGAGCGCUACCCGACCUUCAUUGACGCUCUUAGAGACCUUGACGAUGCCUUGUCUUUGCUCUUCCUGUUUGCUACGCUUCCUUCCACAACCCAUGUUCCCCACAAGACCAUUGCCCUGUGCCAGCGAGUCUGCCACGAGUUCCAGCACUACCUGAUUACCACCAACUCUCUGCGCCGAUCCUUCUUGUCCAUCAAGGGUAUCUACUACCAGGCCACUAUCCAGGGUCAGGAUAUUAUGUGGUUGGUGCCAUACCGAUUUGUGCAGCGUGUCAAUGGCGACGUUGACUACCGUAUCAUGGCCACCUUUGUCGACUUCUACACUACUUUGCUGGGAUUCGUCAACUUCCGCCUGUACUCCUCGAUCGGUCUGAGAUACCCUCCCAAGUUUGACACCCGCAGCGACGAGAAUGGUGCUGAGUUGGCUGCUUUCACUUUGGAGGGCCGAAAUGUCGGUGAGGCUCCCAAGGCGCUGGAGGCUAGCAAGCCCCAGAAGAACGGUAACUCGAACAAGGAGGUUUCCAAGGCUGUCCAGGCCAAGGUGGACAAGGUCCUCAAGACCGCCGGCUUGGAUCAGACCAACGAUGAGCAGACUGUCGACACAGCCGAGGAGAACACCGAUGCGAUCGACCAAUUCGAGACCGCCGCCCCGGAAGCCGACACUCUCCCCCAACCCGACAUGAGCGGUAAUGUGGCCAGCACUCUUUUCGCUCCCUUCGUGUUUUACAUCUCGCGUGAGGCCCCCAAGGCCCCUAUCGAGUUCAUCCUGCGUGCCUUCGGCUGCAAGCGUAUUGGUUGGGACGCCGUGAUGGGCGAUGGUGCUUUCACCCACGAUGAGACCGAUCCCCGUAUUACUCACCAGAUUGUCGAUCGUCCACCUCUCCCAGAGUCUUCCCUUCCCGCUAUUCCUGCUGCCGAGAGCACAAGCCAAAAGGUCAAGCCCGGCACUCGCAUUCCUGGACGUACCUACGUCCAGCCCCAGUGGGUCUGGGAUUGCAUCAACGAGAGCAAGCUUUGCCGCGCCGAUCUUUACGGACCUGGUGCUACUCUGCCCCCUCACUUGAGCCCAUGGGUUAAGGCUAGCCGCGGUGCUUACGAUCCCAAGGCCACCCUGGCCGAGCAGGAAGAGGAAGGCGAGGCUGAAAUCGCCGAAGAGGCUGGAGACAGUGACGAGGAGAUGGAGGAUGAGGCCGCCGUUGAUGAGAAGACCGUCCCCGUUGUCGAGGAUUCCGAAGAAGAGUCCGUCGAUGGUGGUAUGGACGUUGCUGGCUCCGACGACGAUGAGAGUGACAGUGACGAGGAUGAGGAGGACGAUGAGGAACUCGAGGGACUCGAAGAUAUGGAAGUCGCAUCUGAAUCAGAGGAUGACGAUGAUGAGGCUGCUCGCAAUCAGCACCAGCGUGAGCUCGAGGCCGAGGCUGCUGGUCUGCCCUUCUCUUCCAACGGUGCCGAAGACAAGAAGAAGAACACUCAGACCAAGAAGCUUGCUGCUAAGAAGCGCAAGGAGGAUGAGGAGCUCGAGAGACAGAAGAUGAUGAUGAGCCGGAAGAAGCGUAAGCUGUUGGAGAAGAUGAUGUACUCCAACAAGAAGACUUCCGAGGAGGCUGCCAAGCUCCGCUCCAAACGGCGCAAGCUUGAGAAGGCUGAGAAAUAG
Messenger RNA from Penicillium verhagenii, 2013 nucleotides. It is a transcript of the gene nop7, whose product is annotated as mRNA-binding ribosome synthesis protein NOP7. Gene Ontology annotation, cellular component: PeBoW complex; nucleolus. NCBI's taxonomy places the organism in Eukaryota, Fungi, Ascomycota, Eurotiomycetes, Eurotiales, Aspergillaceae. Gene Ontology annotation, biological process: maturation of LSU-rRNA from tricistronic rRNA transcript (SSU-rRNA, 5.8S rRNA, LSU-rRNA); ribosome biogenesis. The transcript has 3 exons. Gene Ontology annotation, molecular function: RNA binding. The record is from RefSeq and is a predicted model, not a curated record. Bases 1 to 2013 code for a protein of 670 amino acids.